UAAUUCUCGGUCUGAAGCUGAUUUUCAAACCGUUUGCAAAGCGCGGCUCCAUUGUUCGCCGGGAGCGCAGGCCCCGCCCCAUGCUUUGUGCGCGGCGCGCGGAUUGGCCGGCGCGCGCGGGGGCAGCGUCAGCGCCCGCGAGCCCAUUCAUCUGUGCACUUGGGCGUUGGACCCCGCAUCUUAUUAGCAACCAGGGAGAUUUCUCCAUUUUCCUCUUGUCUACAGUGCGGCUACAAAUCUGGGAUUUUUUUAUUACUUCUUUUUUUUUUUUUAACUACACUUGGGCUCCUUUUUUGUGCUCGACUUUUCCACCCUUUUUCCCUCCCUCCUGUGCUGCUGUUUUUUGAUCUCUUCGACAAAAUUUUUUUAUCCGGAGAGUAUUUAAUCGGUUCUGUUCUGUCCUCUUCACCACCCCACCCCCUCCCUCCGGUGUGUGUGCCGCUGCUGCUGUUGCCGCUGCUGCUGCUCGCCCCGUCGUUACGCCAACCCGAGGCUCUUUGUUUCCCCUCUUGGAUCUGUUGAGUUUCUUUGUUGAAGAAGCCAGCAUGGGUGCCCAGUUCUCCAAGACCGCAGCGAAGGGAGAAGCCGCCGCGGAGAGGCCUGGGGAGGCGGCUGUGGCCUCGUCGCCUUCCAAAGCGAAUGGGCAGGAGAACGGCCACGUGAAAGUAAACGGCGACGCUUCGCCUGCUGCCGCCGAGCCGGGUGCCAAGGAGGAGCUGCAGGCCAACGGCAGCGCCCCGGCCGCCGACAAGGAGGAGCCCGCGGCCGCGGGGAGCGGGGCGGCGUCGCCCACCGCCACCGAGAAAGAUGAGCCGGCCGCCGCCGCCCCCGAGGCAGGGGCCGGCGCCGCGGAGAAGGAGGCCCCGGCGGAGGGAGAGGCCGCCGAGCCCGGGUCGCCCUCGGCCGCGGAGGGGGAGGCCGCGUCGGCCGCCUCCUCGACGUCUUCGCCCAAGGCCGAGGAUGGGGCCACGCCCUCGCCCAGCAACGAGACCCCGAAAAAAAAAAAGAAGCGCUUUUCCUUCAAGAAGUCUUUCAAGCUGAGUGGCUUCUCCUUCAAGAAGAACAAGAAGGAGGCCGGGGAAGGCGGUGAGGCGGAGGGCGCAGCUGGCGCCUCCGCCGAGGGCGGCAAGGACGAGGCCGCCGGGGGCGCCGCAGCGGCCGCCGACGCGGGCGCGGCCCCCGGGGAGCAGGUGGCCGCCGCGGGCGAGGAGGCCGGGGCCGCGGGCGAGGAGGGCGCCGCGGGAGGCGACCCGCAGGAGGCCAAGCCCGAGGAGGUCGCCGUCGCGCCCGAGAAGCCGGCCUCCGGCGAGGAGAGCAAGGCCGCGGAGGAGCCCACCAAGGCGGAGGAGGAGGCCGGGCCCGGCGCCGCCGCCUGCGAGGCCCCCUCGGCCGCCGGGCCCGACGCUGCCCCGGAGCAGGAGGCGGCCCCCGCGGAGGAGCCGGCGGCCGCGUCGUCAGCCUGCGCAGCGCCCUCGCAGGAGGCGCAGGCCGAGUGCAGUCCGGAGGCCCCCCCGGCGGAGGCGGCAGAGUAAGGAGCCAGAUGUUUUGAGAUAAUCGAAGAACUUUUCUCCCCCGUUUGUUUGUUGGAGUGGUGCCAGGUACUGGUUUUGGAGAACUUGUCUACAACCAGGGAUUGAUUUUAAAGAUGUCUUUUUUUAUUUUACUUUUUUGUUAAGCAGCAAAUUUUGGUUUUUCUCCCCACCUCCUCCCCACAGAUUCCCAUCUCAGAUCAUUCUGUUACCACCAUUCCAACAGGUCGAGGACAGCUUAAACACCUUCCUCUGCCUUGUUUCUCUUUUAUUUUUUAUUUUUUGCAUCAGUAUUAAUGUUUUUGCAUACUUUGCAUCUUUAUUCAAAAAUGUAAACUUUCUUUGUCAAUCUAUGGACAUGCCCAUAUAUGAAGGAGAUGGGUGGGUCAAAAAGGGAUAUCAAAUGAAGUGAUAGGGACCACAAGUGGUGCAUAACAUUGCCAAGAGAAUGUGCCACUAGAAAUGAUGGUGUAAAGGCUUAGUCUUUUUUUUUUUUUAAAGAAAAGUUAUUACGAUGUAUUUUGUGAGGCAGGUUUACAACACUACAAGUCUUGAUUAAGAAGAAAAGAGAAAAAGAAAAAAACACCAAUACCCAGAUUUUAAAAAAAGAUCAUAGUCUUAGGAGUUCAUUUAAACCAUAGGAAUUUUUCACUUAUCUCAUGUUAGCUAUACCAGUCAGUGAUUAAGUAGAACUACAAGUUGUAUAGGCUUUAUUGUUUAUUGCUGGUUUAUGACCUUAAUAAAGUGUAAUUAUGUAUUACCAGCAGGGUGUUUUUAACUGUGACUAUUGUAUAAAAACAAAUCUUGAUAUCCAGAAGCACAUAAAGUUUGCAACUUUCCACCCUGCCCAUUUUUGUAAAACUGCAGUCAUCUUGGACCUUUUAAACACAAAUUUUAAACUCAACCAAGCUGUGAUAAGUGGAAUGGUUACUGUUUAUACUGUGGUAUGUUUUUGAUUACAGCAGACAAUGCUUUCUUUUCCAGUCGUCUUUGAGAAUAAAGAAAAAAAAAUCUUCAGAUGCAAUGGUUUUGUGUAGCAUCUUGUCUAUCAUGUUUUGUAAAUACUGGAGAAGCUUUGACCAAUUUGACUUAGAGAUGGAAUGUAACUUUGCUUACAAAAAUUGCUAUUAAACUCCUGCUUAAGGUGUUCUAAUUUUCUGUGAGCACACUAAAAGCGAAAAAUAAAUGUGAAUAAAAUGUA
Messenger RNA from Nycticebus coucang (slow loris), 2730 nucleotides. It is a transcript of the gene MARCKS, whose product is annotated as myristoylated alanine rich protein kinase C substrate. Gene Ontology annotation, cellular component: plasma membrane; cytoplasm; actin filament bundle. Gene Ontology annotation, biological process: central nervous system development; actin filament organization. The transcript is spliced from 2 exons. Bases 546 to 1532 code for a protein of 328 amino acids. The record is from RefSeq and is a predicted model, not a curated record. Gene Ontology annotation, molecular function: calmodulin binding; actin filament binding. Lineage: Eukaryota; Metazoa; Chordata; Mammalia; Primates; Lorisidae.